AUGUGUAUAGGACAAUGGAAGUGUCCAGGCUCUGUGGCAACGAGUGCACAAAGCGUAGUGGGGAAGAUCAUUGAGAGUAACCCCUCAUCCCAAAAAACAUGGAAGCCGCACUGGUUCUAUGCCUCAGGUGUGUGGGAGUUCGCUGAGGGGGUGGACCCGAGGCGUCCUAUGAUUCAAAGGCGCUUUAGAAUGCCAAGUUGGGCAGUCAUGCGAGAUGCGUCCAUUAAGCACUGGAGUUGGACCGAGCCGAUCUCUCACUUGCUGAGCAAGAACAAGUGGACGUGGUACUCGCGUACCGAGAGAGCCGCAGAUAAGCUUCUUAUCAGAGAAUGUAUGAUCAGCCCUUCAGGUGAGUUGACUGCCCCUUUGUGUAAUAAGUGUAAUCAACAUGAGUUUGGCCGGGCUGAACUGUUCCGUGUUUAUACAGCGAUGAGGCCGAGCCGAAACGACCAUACAAUGCAAGCUAAGCUGAUGAGGAUGGCCAAGGGUUCAUAUGGUGGAUCGACUGGGGGUUCGCAGCCAAUUCGGGUUUGUGCGUCUCCUUAUAUGUCUGUGGCUCGGAGCCAAGCCACCGGGGUAACCACCAGCCCUGCUUAG
Molecule: messenger RNA, 597 nt
Organism: Prunus armeniaca (apricot)
Lineage: Eukaryota; Viridiplantae; Streptophyta; Magnoliopsida; Rosales; Rosaceae
Source: the annotation of a GenBank genome assembly